CGAACCUGAAAGCAAGAAGAAUUAGGGGUAGGGGCGGUUCUUCUCUAUGCAAAUAAGGCACCAAAGAUGCGAGAGCUGGAGUCCUGAGGAAAAAAAACCCAAAACUCUCCGGGAGAGUGAAGAGAAAAGCUGGAGCAGGGUUUGCCACUAACAGCCACUUCCCUAACUGCACUGUCGCAGCAGGCCAGACAUGGGAGACACGGGCAAAGAAGAAUAUAAAAUACAGUCGUUCGACACCGAGACGCAGCAGUUACUGAAAACUGCUCUCAAAGACCCCAGCAGUGUGGAUCUGGAGAAAGUGGCUAAUAUCAUCGUGGACCAGUCCCUCAAAGACUGUGUGUUCAGUAAGGAGGCUGGGCGUAUUUGCUACACCAUCAUCCAGGCAGAGAGCAAGCAGGUGGGCCAGAGCAUUUUCCGACGGAGUCUGCUUAACCGACUGCAGCAGGAGUAUAAGGACCGGGAGGAGCUGCGAGCCCGCUCGCCCCAGGCAUGGAUCUGUUACGUCACCUUCAUCUGUAACAUCUUUGACUAUCUGAGGGUGAACAACAUGCCCAUGAUGGCACUGGUGAAUCCAGUUUAUGAAUGCCUGUUCCGACUGGCACAACCUGAUAGCCUGAAGAAGGAGGAGGAGGUGGACUGCCUGGUGCUGCAGUUGCACCGCAUUGGUGAACAGCUGGAGAAGAUGAACUCCCAGCCAAUGGAUGAGCUCUUCUCCCUUCUCCGAGAUGGUUUUCUCCUGGAGGAGGGGCUCAGCUCACUCUCUCAGCUCCUGUUGCUGGAGAUCAUAGAGUUCAGGGCUGCAGACUGGAAGAUGACAGAUGCAGCUCAAAAAUACUACUACAGUGAAGUCACAGAUUAAACCUUCCACAGCCAGAACUCACUCACUCAGCGGCUCAAAGUUUCACCCUGGCACUUUCACGAGCAAAUGUCACACAAAUAUGUUUCAGAUAUUUUUAAGUUAACAUUUUUCUAAUGCUUUUUCCAAAUAGGAUUUAUAUUGUUUACUCCCAAUAGACCCUUUGUACCAUGUCUUUGAUGGACUGCAACGGAGGACAGUUUGAUUUGGGGACAAGGGCAGUUUUAACCUAGCCAGAGCUUCCAUUCUCUUUAUCUAUGACUUAGGUUAAUUAAGGCCUCUCAAACUGUUGAUUAACUGUAUCCACAGCUUCCAGCUCACACCAGCAUUUUACAGUAGCAGUCAGAAAAGCAUAGCCAAUGGUUUAUACUGAGAUCAGCUCUUAUGUGCCAACCCAGUCACCCACCAACAGAGUUGAGACAGGUGGAAGGAAAAGCUUUUGCAGAUUAUUUGGAAAACUGCCCGCUUUGCUGUUUACUGCCACAUGGAAUCCAUGCCCAUAAUACACAAACCAAGCUUUAAAAAGUCCUCCAGGAUGAAUCUCAUCUUGCUCCCUGUGAAAUCAAUGGGAGCAUGAUUGAGCCCUCUACAUGGGCAAUCAAUUGUUAUUUCUCCCAACCCUGCCCUCUGGCAGGCUGGGUGCCUAUGGACAGCAGAAGUAACACCUGCUUCUGGAGGAAGGAGAAGCCAGCCAGUGUACAUCAUAGCAAUUUCCUUGAGCACAUGUAGCUAGAAACUGUUUUUAUGAGUUUUAUAUAGUAACCACUAUGGAAUUUUUUCCAAAAAACAAUUUAAUAAACUUCAAUAUUGUACAUUUCUGUUGACAAAAGGGACAGACAAAGGGGAAAUAAAUGUUCUAUUGAGGUUUUUUCUAAUAAAAGUUUUCCACUAAUGAA
This is a messenger RNA of Gopherus evgoodei (Goodes thornscrub tortoise), 1752 nucleotides long. RefSeq names its product MIF4G domain containing (gene MIF4GD). The transcript has 6 exons. Gene Ontology annotation, cellular component: cytosol. Gene Ontology annotation, biological process: regulation of translational initiation. Gene Ontology annotation, molecular function: protein binding; RNA binding; translation activator activity. The coding region runs from base 191 to 859 and encodes 222 amino acids. Lineage: Eukaryota; Metazoa; Chordata; Testudines; Testudinidae. The record is from RefSeq and is a predicted model, not a curated record.